Fusarium tjaetaba is the source of this 459-nucleotide messenger RNA. RefSeq names its product TIM17-mitochondrial inner membrane import translocase subunit. Gene Ontology annotation, cellular component: TIM23 mitochondrial import inner membrane translocase complex; mitochondrial inner membrane. Lineage: Eukaryota; Fungi; Ascomycota; Sordariomycetes; Hypocreales; Nectriaceae. Bases 1 to 459 code for a protein of 152 amino acids. Gene Ontology annotation, biological process: protein import into mitochondrial matrix. The transcript is spliced from 2 exons. Gene Ontology annotation, molecular function: transmembrane protein transporter activity. The record is from RefSeq and is a predicted model, not a curated record.
AUGGAUCACGGACGAGACCCCUGCCCUUGGGUCAUUCUCAAUGACUUUGGUGGUGCUUUUUGUAUGGGCGCUAUUGGCGGUACUAUCUGGCACGGAAUCAAGGGCUUCCGUAACUCUCCCUAUGGCGAGCGACGCAUUGGCGCCAUCACAGCCAUCAAGAUGCGAGCCCCAGUUCUCGGUGGUAACUUUGGUGUCUGGGGUGGCCUCUUCUCAACGUUCGACUGCGCUGUGAAGGGUGUUCGCCAGAAGGAGGAUCCUUACAACGCUAUUAUUGCUGGUUUCUUCACUGGUGGUUCUCUCGCUAUCCGAGGUGGUUACAAGGCCGCCCGAAACGGUGCCAUCGGCUGUGCUGUUCUUCUUGCCGUCAUCGAGGGUGUCGGUAUUGGUUUCUCCAAGAUGCUUGCUGGUAGCACCAAGUUAGAAGCUCCUCAGCCUCCACCUCAGGAGGCUACUCUGUGA